Messenger RNA from Psammomys obesus (fat sand rat), 1646 nucleotides. RefSeq names its product R3H domain containing 4 (gene R3hdm4). Lineage: Eukaryota; Metazoa; Chordata; Mammalia; Rodentia; Muridae. Bases 47 to 835 code for a protein of 262 amino acids. The record is from RefSeq and is a predicted model, not a curated record. The transcript is spliced from 8 exons. Gene Ontology annotation, molecular function: nucleic acid binding.
ACUUCCUCCGCGGCCUCGGGCCCGGCUGCCACAGCGGCUGCAGGCCAUGGUGGCUCUGGACAACCCUGACGGCGGUCCCGAGGCGACACCGAGCGCGGGGACCAGGCUGUCUCUUCCUGACUGCCUGCCCAUCAGCGGCUCACAAGUGAAGAGGGUUUCCUCUUCCAGACGUAAGCAACAUUUUAUCAACCAGGCUGUGCGGAAUUCGGACCUGGUGCCCAAAGCCAAGGGACGGAAGAGUCUGCAGCGCUUGGAAAACACCCGGUACCUCCUCACGCUGCUCGAGACCGCCGGGGGCCCUCCUGGGCUGGAAGAUGGGGACCUGACUCCUCCCGCAGCACCCGGUAUCUUUGCAGAGGCCUGCAGCAAUGCUACCUAUGUGGAGGUCUGGAAUGAUUUUAUGAACCGAUCCGGGGAGGAGCAAGAGCGAGUGCUCCGCUAUCUGGAGGAUGAGGGCCAGGGCAAGAGGAGGCGCGGGCCUGGCCGUGGGGAGGACCGGCGGAGAGAGGACCCGGCCUUCACACCCCAUGAGUGCUUCAGGCGCAUCAGCCGUCGCCUGCGCUCCGUGCUCAAGCGUAGCCGAAUCCCGAUGGAAACCCUGGAGAGCUGGGAGGAACGGCUUCUGGCCUUCUUCUCGGUGUCACCCCAGGCUGUGUACACCGCCAUGCUGGACAACAGCUUUGAGAGGCUCCUGCUUCAUGCUGUCUGCCAGUACAUGGACCUCAUCUCAGCCAGUGCUGACCUGGAGGGCCGGAGGCAGAUGAAGGUCAGCAACCGUCACCUGGACUUCCUGCCUCCAGAGCUUCUGCUGUCUGCCUACCUGGACCAGCAGUGACGGCGGAGGCCCCGCCUGCCGACUCGCCUAGCCCAGACUCCAACAUCUGCUGAUAAUAAUCUUCUACAGUGUCAGAGUCUGAAUACCACCCCUGCCCCUUCGCGUCCCCGCUCACACAGGACGGCCCUAUAGCUCCCUACCCUGGUACCUGUAAAUCUGGGUGGGGAGACCUGACCCGGGCCUUUCCAUGCGUUUGUUUUCCUGUGUUUGGCUUUCUUUGUCCCAGUCUGAAGCUCAGGCGAGGAGAAGCGGACUCUUUUCUUUUACCCUCCUAAUCACUUUUAAUGAAUUUGGCAUGUUUUGGGGAAGAUUUGUUUUAAUUUCUCUUUUAAAGUGGGGAGGCACUACCCAAACACCUAGCGCCAUCCAGUCGUGGGCUCUGAUGUGAGCCCUGCCUGAGCCCUCCAGGUCUCAGCUCUGAUGGGGGUGGCGGGGCCUCUCUAGGACUCUGCUCAUCUCCCAGGGCUCUUUGUUGUGUGCGUGUGUGCCCAGCAAACCUGGACAAGCUGUGUAUCAAGCGCUGACUCUAAGCUUUUCUUUAUGAUGUGUGUGUCAUGUCCCCUGCUCCCUGGGCCCUGCCUGCCUUUCAGAUCGCCCCUGCCCCUCCCCUCCCUCCGAAUACCAGGGGUCCAGGACUUCCAGCCAGAAGCCUCUGACCUUGUGGGCCCUGUUCCCUUCCCCUGUCCCCUCUGCUGCCCGGCAUUGCUGUGGUCACUGCAGAGGCCUUAUGGCCCUCCCUGUCCUUCCCCUCGUGGGAUUCUUUGUGCUUGGGGGAAAAGGGACACUUUUAAUAAAGCCUUGGUGCUCAGGC